This is a messenger RNA of Penicillium waksmanii, 2334 nucleotides long. RefSeq lists its product as uncharacterized. Bases 1 to 2334 code for a protein of 777 amino acids. The record is from RefSeq and is a predicted model, not a curated record. Lineage: Eukaryota; Fungi; Ascomycota; Eurotiomycetes; Eurotiales; Aspergillaceae. The transcript has a single exon.
AUGGCGCACCGGGAUUCCACCCCAGUGCAUGUUCCACUUCGAACCUCGAGCCGGAAUCUUUUACGACCUGGAGCGAUGGAGGACCACAAGAACUCGGGCUUCGUGGAGCGCAAGACCUCCAAGGCUCAACGCAUCCUAGGAACGGACUUGCCUUUGCCAAAUGGUCAAAACGGAUGGGACAGCCUGCAGCCGACACAACAGAAGAAGCCCAAGUCCCGACGACAAAGCUUGCGGACGCCCGACAGUACCUCGAGGUCCCGCAAACAACACACAAGCUUUGCUGCUUUCCCAAAAUCCGAGGACACCAUCCAAGUCCCUCCUCAAAACCUUCGUGUGCGAGCCUCCUCGCCUCUGUUGGGCCAAGAAUACCGAUCCCAAGAUCCCGUACCGCCGAUGCCCAAGCCGUCGAAGAAGAUCCACCCAUCCAGUUCCUCGUCCACACUCUUCUCCUACUUCAGUUCCAAGGAAAAGGAUCCCUCGAAGUCCAAAUUGUCACCCACAACCCCAAAGGGCCUUCAGCCUAGAGUUCGCAAUGAGUGGCAGGCAGAUCCCCAGGUUACUUUCCAACAGCCUCCACCUCCGAAAGAGUCAAAGCGAAAGCUCCGGCCCCCACGCAUUGACCUGUCCGUUCUUUUCCCUAAGCCCCGCAAACCCACCACCAACCCCCAUCUCCUAUCGCCUCAACGUAUGACUAGCUCCCCGUCUCCUGUUUCCACCGUUGUCUCGGAUUGGCCUUCUAACAAGGCCGACCAAGCCGGAAGCAAUUCAACCGCGAGACGAUUUGGAGACGCAUUGCCUGCUCGUUCCUCAGUGUUUCAAAAUGAGGCUCCCAAGCCAACCGUCGACCGUUCUGACCGCUCCGAUCUCUUAUCAAUUCCCGAAUCCAAGAAUUACGAAUGGUAUGAACCCCCACUGGAGCGCACGGUAGGGACCAGUGAGAUCGACCUCGCUCUGGAUCGAUAUGCCGGACGACGAUCGCUCUUUAGCCGCUCCAGUGUUUACACGGCAAGUCGAGAGCAGCUGCAGGCGGAUCAGCGCAAUACGGAUCAGCGGAAUACGGAUCAGCGGAAUACUGAUUCGGGCACAAAUGCGAGACGUACUCGCAGUCCAUCAGGCAACCGCCGCAAGGAUUCUUACCUGGCUCCUGCGUCUCAGCCAGAACCCAAUCGUCCUCGAAAGGUCAGCUCGGCCGCAGAGAGCAACUCGCGAAGUGUCAAGAGCUCUAUGACCAAAAAGAGCAGCAAGAGUACUUUGAAAAACAAGGACCUCCAGAAUUCCAGUGUACUCUGUCUUUCGUCAUCUUCAGAGGAUGAGACAGAGGAGGACAUAGACACACCGACAGACUCACGUCCAAACCAAGGAAAAAGCAAUCGGGAUAGCGUUGCUACGUAUGACGAGUUUGACGCUGAAAUCUACACUGCCUCGACUGCCCAGACUGCCACUGCCCAUAUGUACAAAAAGUCCUCUAGCAGCCGUGGAUCGCAUCCGAAAACACAGAGGCAAGAGAACCAGCAACAAGUCCAGCAGGCCCAGCAACCCAAGCAGAGAAGGUCUAGCCGCAGAGAUACAACUGCGUCAGCUAAUAGCAAGUCGACAACAAAAACCACCCAAUCCCGGCGGUCCAGCGGUGCCCCUGCUCUUCCUCAGCAGGACAUCUUGGACCAGUUCCCGCAACAGCGACUACGCCCACCCCAUGAGCUGAAGGAGAUGAACCGGAGAAGUCGAGUCAUUGCGGUGACUCGGCAGGAACAGGAUCUUUUGGAAGCAAUGCGGUUGCGAAAGGGCAAGGUUACCCCAAGUCUCUUCCAUCACAACGGGGCCCCGUCAGUCCCGGAGAUUGAUCGCAGCUCGAUAAUCUCUGGGCCAUCGCGUGAUUCCUUCGUCGGAUCGGACACUUCGUUCCUGCGUCUCAGUGCGGCAUUCCCCCCUUUCCAAGCCCGAACAGAUCAAGGUGCUACUCAAAUGGAUGGACCGCCCUCGCAGAGUUCGAGUUCUGAUACUGAACAGAAAAUCGGUAAUUCGGUUGCCUCGUCCCGUUUUAGUACGGCGUAUUCCGAAAGCCUUCCUUCUCCCGCUACCAGCGGCGCUUCUCCCUUGACUCCGACUCUCCCAAUCCACCGCUUCUCGCCUCUCCCAUCCCCGAAGCCGCCACCACGCGGUCCCCCGCCAGCUAUCCCCGAGGACCAAAAGCGUCAUAGCCGUCGCCGCACCGACAGCAGUGAAGCUAUCAUGCUUGACAACGGCGACCCGCAAAACAAGCAUGAUCUCCCCCUCUGGUCUUUCGACUUUGACUGGAACACCCAUGACCGAAGCAACGUUGCUGCUGUGCAUUAA